Molecule: messenger RNA, 399 nt
Organism: Letharia columbiana
Lineage: Eukaryota; Fungi; Ascomycota; Lecanoromycetes; Lecanorales; Parmeliaceae
Exons: 1
Coding region: 1-399 (132 amino acids)
Biological process (GO): regulation of transcription by RNA polymerase II
Cellular component (GO): mediator complex; core mediator complex
Molecular function (GO): transcription coregulator activity
Source: RefSeq, a predicted model, not a curated record
AUGGCCGAUGCGACCUUGAAUAAUGAACCAUCUGACCAUCCUGACACUCAAUCCUCCCCUCCUCCCUUCAAACCCCACCCAUCCGACACGCUCUAUGGCGGCUACACCCGUUUUGAACUGGAGCUCGAAUUCGUCACCAUGCUUUCCUCCCCCCUCUACCUCAACCACCUCGCCUCGCUCAAACUGCUCCAGGCUCCGGACUUCCUGGCCUACCUGACAUAUCUACAGUACUGGAGCCGACCGGAAUACAUCAAGUAUUUGAACUAUCCGGGGCCUACGCUUCGGGCGUUGGAGUUGUUGCAGGAGGAGAGGUUUCGGACGGAGAUUUUGAGUCCGGAGGUGGUGGGAAAGUUGAUGCAGGAGGGUGUCAGGGGAAGCGUGGAGUUUCAAGGACGGUGA